Caenorhabditis sp. 36 PRJEB53466 is the source of this 2921-nucleotide messenger RNA. NCBI's taxonomy places the organism in Eukaryota, Metazoa, Nematoda, Chromadorea, Rhabditida, Rhabditidae. The record is from the annotation of a GenBank genome assembly.
AUGCGCUUCUUCGCCAUCGCCGCUCUUUUGGCUUCCAGCCUUCUUCUUGUUGAGGUACGUCUUGUUCGAACUAUCUUUUGAAUUCUGAAAGGCCAAUGUAGCAAUGCCUGAAAAUCGGACACUAAAGUCUAGGGUAUGUUUUACUUACGCGGUUUUUGCAGGGCACGGCGAUCCGCGAGAAGCGCCAAUCAUCGUGUGGAUGUUCUCAGCAAGUGCAGCCGAGCUGUUCCUGCCAGCAGACGUCCUACACGCAGCAACCCCAGUUCAGCUGUUCCUGCCAGAACACCGCUCCAGUCCAACAGACCUCCUCCUCCUGCUCCUGUGCUCAGCCAGCUCAGCAACAGACUUACCAAGUCCAGACUUCCCAGUGUGCCCCGGCUUGUCAACAGUCGUGCCAGCAGCAAUGCCAGUCUGCUCCGUCCACCAACCAAUGUCAGUCGAACUGUCAACAGUCCUGCCAGACUUCCUCGUGCAACACUCCAACCGUGACUGUCGUCUACACCACGACUUCUGCUCCAGCUCAGUAUUGUCAACCUGCCUGCCAGCCAGCUUGUGAACAGUCCUGCGUCGCUCAAACUCAGGCUCCAGCUUCCCAAUGCAUGCCUCAAUGCCAGCAGUCGUGCCAGCAACAGUGCGUUCAGCAGCAGCCAAUCCAGCAGUGCCAGCCGCAAUGCCAACAGCAAUGCUCUCAACAGUGCGACGUGAUCACCACCACUACCACGGCCGCUCCACAGAUCGUCAAAAUCAACUUGGAGAUUACUGCUCAAUGCGUGCCACAAUGCCAGCAAUCGUGCCAACAACAGUGCGUCCAGCAGCAGCAACCAACCCAGCAGUGCACUCAGCAAUGCAGCCAGCAGUGCCAGUCGUCCUGCCAACAGACGGUCCAACAGACUCAGCAAUGCCAGCAACAGUGUGCUCCGCAAUGCCAGCAGCAGCAGUCGGCUCCUCAGUGCCAGCAGUGCCAGUCCACCUGCCAACAGACUGCUCCAGUUGUCCAGCAACAGUGCCAGCAACAGUGUGCUCCACAAUGCCAACAACAAUCCGCUCCCCAGUGCCAGCAGUGCCAGACUGCCUGCCAACAGCCGAUCACCACCACCGCUGCCCCACAAGUCGUCACCAUCGUGCUCCAGGCUUCCAUGGCCCAAUCCGCCCAAUGUGUUCCACAAUGCCAGCAGUCGUGCCAGCAACAAUGUGUUCAGCAGCAGCAGCCAGCUCAACAGUGCGUCCCCGCGUGCUCGCAGUCCUGCAGCCAGUCGUGCUCCGCUGCUCAGCCUGCUCAGAUGCCGUGCCAGAGCCAGUCGACCAACUCGUGCACUUGCCAGCAGAACUACUCGCCGUGCGGAAACGGACAAUGCUGCAAGAGAAAGUAAGCGACAGAGGGAAGUGUGAUUUAUUCAUUCUCUGUAUAUAUGAUGAUGAUAGCUGUUUUCUGUACAUCUGCUUAAUUUCUCAAUAAAUAUUUCAUUGAAAACGUUUUAUUUUUCGAUUAACUUUUGUUCAAAAAGUUGCUCUUACUAUUAGAGCAGGAGUCUCUUAAACAAGAACAUCACGCCAAAAUCUUCUCCUCCUCUCUGAUAACGUCUCCAACGGGUCACGCUCUGUCCGUCCUCAUUUCCUGUCAUUUCUGCGUUUCACUGCAAAUUGGUGGGUCCUUUUUUGGUUUCUCUCACCGCUUUCCUCUCAUUUUUCCAGGUUGAGAUUAUUUCAAGAGUGUAAAACAAUGUCGUGGUAUUCGAAAAUCUACAUAGCAGUCCGAGAGCACCGUGCAAAGCACCGGUUCACCGGUUGGAUCCUCACGAGGUGUCUCAAUGCGUUGAUCAUCAUGCAGAUGAUAUGUCUUUGGAUGACGUACGUUCUUUAUAUUUUCUAUUUUCGCGUUUCCCAACGUUCUUCUGAUUCAGGCUGUACGUGUACGUGAACGUCACAAUCGGCUACUACGUUCAGUCAUCGGUGCAGGCCACGAUCUACUUGAUCGUGUGCAGUUUCCUGUUCACAAUGUCGAUGUGGAGCCUCGGAAAGACACUGUUCACGAAGGUCGGCAGAGUUCCGGAGAAAUAUCGGCCCAGUAAAGAGCUGGAGGACCGUCUGAAAGCAGUCACUCCGAUGGAAAAGGAACGAUAUGUUGUGGAGAAGUCGACUCCGGAGCAGGCAACUUUCGUUCUCCCACUUACUUUUGUAAUACAACUUUCAGACAAAACAACAAAAUUUAAUACUCGAGGAGAUGUGCACCUUCUGCAAAGUGGCCGUCGCCGAAUGUGACCACGUCGGCCGGCUCAAGUACUGUUACGAGUGCGGUCACAUCAAACCGGACCGCACUCGGCACUGCGGUUCCUGCGGAAAAUGCUGCAUCAAGUACGAUCAUCACUGUCCAUGGAUCAACAUGUGUGUCACGCACGCCAAUUACAAGUACUUCCUGCUCUACAUCAUCUACACGAGCGUCCUUGUCUACUGGUACCUUCUCACCUCAUUCGAAGGCGUUGUUCGCUACUUUAUCGUCCAAAAGUGGAGCGAGGAUCUGGGGAAAUUCAUCUACUACAUUGUCAGUUUCAUUGCCGGCGCGAUCUUCGGCUAUUAUCCGCUCGGCGAGCUCGUCAUCUUCCACUAUCAACUGAUUUCACUGAACGAAACGACGGUGGAGCAGACGAAGCCGGCCGUGCUCCGAUUUGACAACACGGCGGAUUACAACAUGGGAAAAUGGAACAACUUCCGCGCGGUGUUCGGAUGGGGACUCUGGAUGUUGCCGAUCGAGACGAGCGAACAAGACGGACUGCACUUUGACAUUCGGUUGGUGAUCCCGAGACUGGGAACCAGACUGGUAGCCUUUUAAAUGAAAAUUCAGAUAUGCGAACACUCAACAACGGAAUCGGUUCGUUCGAGUAGAGGAAGACUGUUCUGGCUCGAUGAUAGAGUCUUCUCUUUGA